Penicillium riverlandense is the source of this 285-nucleotide messenger RNA. RefSeq lists its product as uncharacterized. The record is from RefSeq and is a predicted model, not a curated record. Lineage: Eukaryota; Fungi; Ascomycota; Eurotiomycetes; Eurotiales; Aspergillaceae. The coding region runs from base 1 to 285 and encodes 94 amino acids. The transcript has a single exon.
AUGGCUGCCUAUACGAUUGCCAUGGAACGCGCCACUAUGCUAAUCUCCUACGCCGUCGGAUUGGCACUGAACUUCUCCCUGAAAGAGGAAAUAUACAGCUUCUUCCGCCUAGAAGAUACUCUUGAUUCAAAAGCAACAGCUGAAAUGGACCUGCUGGCUCUGGCAAACCUGGUGGCAUUUUUUCUUAUUGUUUGUUGGGGUAUGCUCGAAUGGCGCAAAGCGCUAUCAUCAGAGCAUAAAACAAAAUUCAGCACUGCUCUGAAAGACAGGGUCAAGCAGACCUGA